CCAUCACUGAAAAAGAAUGCGUCCGUGUCUAUUACUCUCCUCUCUCAAAUAAACGUAACAUAGAAAUGGAGACUUUCCGUUUAACACCGUCACACGCGCCGCUUCUCCGUUCAAACCACCGUGUCAAAUUGAAUCCAAGCACGCCCUCCGGCCUCCACAAACUUCCAAUCAAACCGUUCAUAAAUGCCGCCAUUUCAAAACAAGCAGCAGAAGUCCCUUCAAUGCCAACACCAUCACCGACCACCAACUCCACCACCUCCUCCGCCGCCUCCACCACAUCAUCAUCAUCAUCAACAACAGUAUCUAGUAUUUCCUUGAAUAAAGUUUCACCAAAUUCUCUGCAAUACCCUCCUGGAUAUCUUGGGGCAGUACCUGACCGUGCAGUUAAUAAUAAUGGAGCUAAUGAUAUUAUAAAUGCGAUGGGAUACUUGACUAAUAUAUUGUCGUCUAAAGUUUAUGAUGUCGCUAUUGAAUCUCCUUUGCAAUUUGCUCCUAAAUUAUCUGAGAGAUUAAAGGUUAAAGUUUGGCUCAAAAGAGAGGAUUUACAGCCGGUUUUCUCAUUUAAGCUACGCGGAGCUUAUAACAUGAUGGCAAAACUUUCAAAGGAACAGUUGGAAAAAGGGGUUAUUUGCUCGUCGGCUGGAAAUCAUGCCCAAGGUGUUGCAUUAGCUGCUAAGAGACUAGGAUGCAAUGCAGUGAUUGCUAUGCCUAUAACUACUCCUGAGAUUAAGUGGCAAUCUGUUGAGAGAUUGGGUGCAACAGUUGUUCUAGUUGGGGAUUCAUAUGAUGAGGCACAGACAUAUGCUAAGAAAAGGGCCAAAGAGGAGGGUCGAACAUUCAUACCUCCUUUUGAUCACCCAGACGUUAUCAUGGGACAAGGAACUGUUGGGAUGGAAAUUGUUCGUCAAAUUCAAGCACCAAUGCAUGCAAUUUUUGUGCCUGUAGGGGGUGGUGGGCUAAUAGCUGGUAUUGCUGCAUAUGUGAAGAGGGUUAAUCCUGAGGUAAAGAUCAUUGGGGUGGAACCCUCUGAUGCAAAUGCAAUGGCACUGUCCCUACAUCAUGGUGAGAGAGUGAUGUUGGACCAGGUUGGAGGUUUUGCGGAUGGUGUUGCAGUUAAAGAGGUGGGUGAAGAAACUUUCCGUUUGUGCAAGGAAUUAAUAGAUGGUGUGGUUCUUGUAAGCCGUGAUGCUAUUUGUGCCUCAAUAAAGGACAUGUUUGAGGAGAAAAGGAGCAUUUUAGAGCCAGCAGGUGCCCUUGCCCUUGCUGGAGCAGAAGCAUACUGCAAGUAUUAUGGCCUUGAGGGCAAAAAUGUUGUGGCAAUAACCAGCGGGGCAAAUAUGAAUUUUGAUAAACUGAGGAUUGUAACUGAACUUGCCAAUGUUGGUAGGCAACAAGAGGCUGUGCUUGCAACUGUUAUGCCAGAAGAGCCCGGGAUGUUCAAACGUUUUUGUGAGCUGGUGGGACCUAUGAAUAUAACUGAGUUCAAAUACAGAUGUAGUUCUGAAAAGGAGGCUGUUGUUCUCUACAGUGUUGGCCUUCAUACAGUUUUUGAAAUUCAAGCGUUACAGCAGCGGAUGGAAGCUUCACAAUUGAGAACUUACAAUCUUACAUCAAGCGAUUUGGUCAAAGAUCACUUGCGAUAUUUGAUGGGUGGCAGAUUGAAUGUUCAAAAUGAGGUUCUCUGUCAAUUUGUUUUCCCAGAAAGACCUGGUGCUCUUAUGAAGUUCUUGGAUGCAUUCAGUCCACGUUGGAACAUUAGCUUGUUCCAUUACCGGGGGCAGGGUGAAACUGGUGCAAACAUAUUGGUAGGAAUCCAGGUUCCUGAAAGUGAGAUGGAGGAGUUCCAUAGUCGUGCCAACAGUGUUGGGUAUGGCUAUGUUGUUGUAACUGACGACAAUAACUUCCAGCUUUUGAUGCAUUAAUUGGAGCUGCUAUGUGGUUUUUUUUUUUUUUUUUUUUCUUUGUGUUGUGUUGGGUUAUGGUAGGCUCACCACUUGAACUUCUUGGAGCGAGUGUGGACAGAAUGUACAAUAUUACAUCUUUAAUUUAUCUAUAUCUCUCUCUCUAUAUAUAUAUAGCAACGUCGCAAUUUGGCUUUUAUUAA
Ricinus communis (castor bean) is the source of this 2104-nucleotide messenger RNA. RefSeq names its product threonine dehydratase biosynthetic, chloroplastic. The transcript has 9 exons. Gene Ontology annotation, molecular function: pyridoxal phosphate binding; threonine deaminase activity. The coding region runs from base 66 to 1922 and encodes 618 amino acids. The record is from RefSeq and is a predicted model, not a curated record. Gene Ontology annotation, biological process: L-threonine catabolic process. NCBI's taxonomy places the organism in Eukaryota, Viridiplantae, Streptophyta, Magnoliopsida, Malpighiales, Euphorbiaceae.